Messenger RNA from Colletotrichum acutatum, 1659 nucleotides. RefSeq lists its product as uncharacterized. The transcript has a single exon. The record is from RefSeq and is a predicted model, not a curated record. The coding region runs from base 289 to 1566 and encodes 425 amino acids. NCBI's taxonomy places the organism in Eukaryota, Fungi, Ascomycota, Sordariomycetes, Glomerellales, Glomerellaceae.
AAAAAAACCUCGGUCCCCCGUUUGGCCUCUUCUAGCGCUCGGCCCGUCUGAUCUUAGUGGCCGAUUCUGCCCAUGUGCCCCUAUCUUGUCCAACCUCUUUGAAUAUGGAAGUAAAAAGUCAGAAUGACGCCACCCCAGUCACUCCUUUCUUGCCAACUUGAUACAACAGAUUCGAGCUCACUCGUCGCAAUACAGCGAAUUUUCGCAUGCUUCUCAUACGUUGAACGGCGAAAAUACUUCGCAACUAGCGUCCAAAGAGUCGCGAUUGCGUUAUAGAAGAGCUUCAUCAUGGAACACUCAAUGCCGGCGACUUCGGGAUCAAAUCUGAUGCCGAAGAAACGCCUGCUGGACCUUCCUAACGAGCUUAUCUGUUGCAUCGUCGACUCCGUCGCACUUUUGAGGAAAGACAGAUACGAUGAUGCUAGAGAUACCCAGACCUUGUCGAAUCUUUCACAAACUUGUCAAAUAUUUCACCUUCUCUGCAAUUCUCAACUCUUUUCUAAUAUAAACCUGGAUGAAUCCAAAGACGCCGCCGGUCUUCUCAUCCGGUCCCUUAUCGAAACACCUGAACUUGGGGUUCAUGUGCAACGUUUGACGUUACGCGUAAUAUGGGAGUCAGCCGAGCAAUGCGAGAAGGGAUUACGGAAACGGCUUACACCAACCCAGAGCAAUGCGACAAGUCAUCCGGGAACCUUGCCCAAUUUGCGGCAUUUGGAAUUGGAAGACCCUGCGGUGUACUUCAUGAACAUUCCCGAGGUUCCUCGCAUAUUCACUGGCCUGCUUGCGCUGCCUCCUCUCAUGUCGAUACUUACGCGAUACGAUAACGAUAGAUGGGGAGGUCUCGCCCAAGUCGCCGCGGCUGGACCCUUCGCCUUGGAGCAAAUUCGCUUCCACGAAACUGCCAUCCGGGGACCCGACUUAUGCCGAUUACUCCAGCUGUGCCCCGGUCUCCGAGUCCUCGAAAUCGAGAUUGACUAUCACUUCUUCGCUCCUUGUUUCCAGCAAACCACACACCCAGGAAUCACCACUCACCUAUCCACGACGCUCUCAACACUCUGCCCGCGCUUACAGAGACUUACGCUGCUACACGGGGACCUCUCGGCUCUUCGGACCCCCGAUGAACCAUGUCUCACAUGUCUCACGAAUUUGGAAGAUCUGACUGUGUUGGAGACCGAACUGCCAACUAUCUUCCGAAGUCCCGAAGACAUGGCAAACGCAGACAUCACUGCGCGUUUGCCUGCGAAGCUCACGCAAUUGACUCUCCAUGACAUUUGGUACUCGGAUCCAAGGUAUUGUCUGUACUCUUUGGCCCCAGGCUCUCGUCCUUGGAUUCAUGAGAGAUUGGACGCCAGCACUGAACCUCUGACUGCGAUGCUGCUUCGUCUGGCAUCAUCAUGUUUGGCCGGUCAACUACCUGGCCUCCGAAAGGUAGCCGUCAAGACUCCAACAUACGAACACGACAGAGGCAAUACUUGUGACAAAAUUUCAGAAGCAUUUGCGAAGACUGGAGUUUUAUUUGAACUGAUUUCCGCUCACUCAACAUUUCCAUGCCCAUUAACGCGAUAACAUCAGAGAUUGGGACAAGAUGUUAAACAGUCUAGUUUUUGGCAUAGUUUUAGUACUUACAUAGCUAUCACUAGUAAUCGAGUGAAAUUUACC